UUCAUGGACCACGUCGGCGGCAGCUGCCAGCCAUCGAUCUGUUCCAAACAACGACCAUGGUGACCAUGCCAAACCAACAACAACAAUAGAAGACCAAAGGAACAAUCGACCGCUCCAUCUAUCCACACAGGUAGAUAAAGAAUAAUGAGAUUAUCGUCGGAAAUACUGAGUCAGGCAGAGCAACGGACCAACGUCCUGGACGAGCGCGAAUUGGUACUGCGAGGUUUGGCAAUUCCCGCCAUUGAACACUUGGCAGUGACACGUGAUGCCUUUGAUACCAUUGACUUUUGCGACAACCGAUUGCUACGUUUAGAAAACUUUCCUCGACUCUCCCGGUUGUCAUCUCUCAUUUGCUCGGGAAAUUUAAUUGAGAGUUUCGAUCACAAGAAUAUUCAAACCAACACACCCAAUUGGACCAAUCUGGUCCUCUCCGAAAAUCGAAUAUCCUCCCUCCAUGAGGUGGCCAAAUUGGGAGAAGCAUGUCCUAAGCUCCAGUUUUUGUCUCUGGUGGGAAAUCCUGUCACAAAGCGACAGCAUUAUCGACUCUACAUUAUCCAUCGGAUACCGUCUCUCAAGACACUGGAUUAUGUCAAAAUCACCACCUCGGAGCGAGAUCGGGCCAAGCGAUUGGCAAACAGUGCGGCUGGAGCUGCGCUAGAGAGUGAUGUCCAAAAGGAAGCCCUCAGCACCAAAACCUUUGUUCCGGGCGAAGGAGAGUCGGCGCAAGAAACCUUUGUCACAAACUUUACACCCGAACAAAAGGAACAGAUCCGUCAGCUCGUGGCCAAUGCCAAGUCUCCCGCCGAGAUUGAUGAAAUUGAACGAUCCGUGCAACGAGGUGUCUUUCCCCAGCAUUUGCUGGAUCGAAAACGAGCGGCCGAAGACGACAUGCAGGGAAACGAUAAUAAGCGGGGAAGGCAAGAGUAAGUGUAGGUGUGUGGAGCUUUCUUUUUGUAGCUUGACUAAAUAAUGUAAGUGACGAGUUUUCCAAGGGAGCUAAUGUGCCAGU
This is a messenger RNA of Seminavis robusta, 1009 nucleotides long. NCBI's taxonomy places the organism in Eukaryota, Bacillariophyta, Bacillariophyceae, Naviculales, Naviculaceae. The record is from the annotation of a GenBank genome assembly.